Messenger RNA from Hirundo rustica (Barn swallow), 2377 nucleotides. RefSeq names its product eva-1 homolog B (gene EVA1B). The transcript has 2 exons. The coding region runs from base 531 to 1364 and encodes 277 amino acids. NCBI's taxonomy places the organism in Eukaryota, Metazoa, Chordata, Aves, Passeriformes, Hirundinidae. The record is from RefSeq and is a predicted model, not a curated record.
UCGCCAGGGCAGGGAGUGGCCGUGCAGCUGCUCCACGAGGAGGGCACCCGCCCCUCCUGGGGACCCUGCUGGCCCGGUUUUGGGGUAUCCCACUAGAGGGGCUGCCCAGCCCCGGGAUGUGCCGUGGCCCCUCAGCUCUGGACCAUCCGAGAUGGUUUUGCUGAUGUGUCACAUUUUCUGCAUUUCUUUCCUCAUUCCUCCCUCCCUGGAGCCGUUUCUGGGAAUGAGCUCGUCCCCUGCCAGGGCCAAAUUUCCUCCCGCCCUUCCCUGCCCUGCCUGCUGCCCUGCUGCCCAUCCUUCCUUCCCACUGUCCUGUCCUGGUGGCCUUUGCACUGUGCCUGGCCUUGUCCCUGCACUGCAGGGCACCACGGUAAAGGGCAGGGCUGGAGCUGGGCCAGAGCAGUGUCGGGGACAGGGACAGGGACAGGGACAGGGACAGGGACAGGGACGCUGCCCCAAGAGCGUGUGUGGAGCACACGUGUGCACAGGAGCCUGGGGCUGGGACCCUGCUCUGCCCCGUGACCCGUCCCAUGGCCGGGCAUGGGACAGAAAGCCUGGCCCGGUGCCACAGAUCCACCCGAUGCCGUGUCCAGGAGGAGCCGUAUCCGUCCCGGUCCCUCAGGAAGGACGGAGGGGAGUGGGAGCGGGAGUGGGACGGCUCCAGCUCGGAUCUGUGGGGUUCCAGCCCUGGACGGAGCAGCCCAGCCCAGGCACGAACCCCUGCUCAGCUGGAGCUCAGCGAGGAGCCCCUGGGUGCAUCCAGGCACGGCCUUGAAAGGGACAGGGGCCUUGGGGGGAUCCCAGCCCCCUACAGAGCGUUGCUCAGCCCGUGUCCCACAGAUGCCGAGCACGUGCCGUCCCUGGAGCCGCUGAGAACUGCCAGGAGCAGGAUGGAGAGCCGCCGGAGGGACAUGGAGCUGCUCAGCAACAGCAUGGCCGCGUACGCCCACAUCCGAGCCAACCCCGAGAGCUUCGGGCUCUACUUCGUGCUGGGCGUCUGCUUCGGGCUGGUGCUCACCCUGUGCCUGCUGGUGCUGCGCUUGUCCUGCCGGCUCUCCCCGCGGCCCCCGGAGCGCCCCGGAGACCUCAGCGAGGACGACGAGGACGAGGACGAGGACGAAGAGGACACCGUGGACCGCGCAGCGUCGGAGUCGCUGCUGCCGGUGACGGAGAUCCCUCUGGAGAGCCACGGCCCCGGGGACGGGGCGCUGGCCGUGAAUGUGUUCGCGUCGGCCGAGGAGCUGGAGCGGGCGCAGCGGCUGGAGGAGCGGGAGCGCAUCAUCCGCGAGAUCUGGCGCAACGGGCAGCCCGACAUCCUGGGAUCCGGCACCAUCGGCACCCUGGGCCGCGUCCACUACUACUGAGGCUGGCAGUGCCCUGGCGCGGUGCCGGCACCCCACAGCUGACCCCACACCGUGCCAGGAGGGACCAGGGGGGACCAGGGGGGACCAGGGGGUGCUGCUCGCUGCCCCUGAGCUGCCUUGGAUUGUCCCCGCACCGCGGAGAGCCAGACCUGGUGUCACAGGGCCGGACUCGCCCGCGCCGCUGUGGGACGCCACGAUGCACUUUGAGCCAUUGGUACGACGGCUGGCAGCAGCCGAGCAGCCCCGGGACACGCGGGGACAGGGACAAGGACAGGGACAAGGACAGGGCAGCCCUUCCUGCCCGGCUCAGCCGGGACGUGGCGAGGGUUUCACCGCGUGGGGCAGGACCGGGCUGUCCCACAAACAUGGUGCUGUCGUACAGGAACCAGAGCCCAGCGUGGCGGGUCCUGCGUUUCGGGGGCCCUGGACACAGGGACGCUCUGGGCUCUUCCUCGAGCCAAUUCCCUUCCCGGCCCCACUAAAAUUAGCCGGGUCUUUUCUGGCACCGCCCGCCGUGACCCAGCGCCCUGCGGCCGGAGCAGGGCGGAUGUUCCCGCUGGACUCUGGGCCGGCCGCUGCUCCCCAGGGAUGCGGCAGCUCCCGCCGGGCUGAGCCGCAUCCUGCCCCGCUCCCAGCCCGGCCCCGCGGGGUGCCGGGCCCCACUGCCCCCUCCUCGGCAGCUUUAUAAAAAUAGCUCCUUCCCAGGCUGGUUCCCCCCACCGCCGCCAGCGCCAGCAGGAUCCAGAUGUUUUCCAGAUGUUCUCCAGUGGCUGGAGGCCAGGAUGUGCUGGGGCUGGAGCUGGCCUGGGAAACUGUGCGGGGGUGGAGGAGCGGGAGGAGGGGGAGGAGGAGGAGACCCUGUCCCGACCCCGUCACGGGCUCUGGUGGGACCCCUUGUGCCAUGGUGGGACCCUUUGAGCCCAGCCCAACCCUUCAGGGACACAGCAGCCAACAGCGGAGCCCUGAGCACCCCCACGCAGCACUUUGUACCCAAAAUAGUUUAUUUUAAACAA